Nezara viridula (southern green stink bug) is the source of this 279-nucleotide messenger RNA. The record is from the annotation of a GenBank genome assembly. NCBI's taxonomy places the organism in Eukaryota, Metazoa, Arthropoda, Insecta, Hemiptera, Pentatomidae.
AUGAGCCUUUACUUCCUUUUCGUGGUUGCGCGCUUGGCUCAUUCUGCUGCCCAGGCUCGUUACAAGUCGAAGGAAUUCAACAAGCUGCUCUACCAGCUCAUGAUUGAAGACACGACCAAUCAAUUAUUACAUGAUGACAAGCUGAAGCUGCACAUUUCGAUGAAGAGAGAGGUGAUGUUCACUGUUUGUGGAUUGUUUAACUUGGACUACACUUUGCUGUGUUCGGUAGAUGAUCUCUUCAGCUACAACAUAUCUGGUCAUCAUGAUCCAGCUGGGUGA